This is a messenger RNA of Gongylonema pulchrum, 723 nucleotides long. The record is from the annotation of a GenBank genome assembly. Lineage: Eukaryota; Metazoa; Nematoda; Chromadorea; Rhabditida; Gongylonematidae.
AUGGAAGUUUUGGCGUCAGAAUUAGCAUGUAACGUAUCAAACAGUAAUGCACUGGACACUUUUAACAGUAAGGUUUCCCUGAACGGAGUUGCGCAAGCAUCCCCGAACCAAAUUGUACAGAAGUUAACUGGACAGGAUGAAUGCAGUAAGGCAGCGGUGGAUAAUAUUGACAGUACGUCGGAGAAAGUAUUGACAGUUUUCGUAGAUGGUAAGCGUAAUUACGAGCCGAAGCGGAACUCGAACAGAACGACAGUGUUAAGUCGUCUACAAGCAGCAUCAUCCUCAAUGGCGUCUAUGGAUUCGCGCCUGUUUUACACCAGUCAACGCGAUACGCGGAUUUCUUUGGUGGCCCAGCAGCUUUCGGACGUCAGUCGAGAUGUUCGUCUGAUCAUAUCGCGAGUACAUCGCAUUGUUGCCGAAGUGGAAAAAACAUUCAACGAUGAGAGAAUUAUUUUCGACAUCGCCGACAAAUCUUCGCAAACCGAAGAAACGGAUGCAACCGAUGGAUCACCACUAGCUUCUGGUAGUGCAAGCAGAAAUUCUUCAACGGAACCAUUAGGAGGUGUUGAAGUGGAACAACCGGAGGAUUAUGAGUUUAUUGAGGAAAGUCCGGUCACAAGCAUGAAGCCGGAACGCCAAGGCAAUGGGAUUUUGCAUAAAAAUUGGCAAAUUCGCCGAGUGGAACCCGGAAAGUGGGAAAAUAUCAUUGUAUGCUGUUUUUAA